AUGUCCCAGAUAAACGAACAGAGCACGCAUACCGAUCGUGGCUCCGUGAAUGAGCAGUCUCAUGCAUUUCAUCCGCCAAAAAUAUGGGACAUUGGGGAUCCUUUUGAAUUCGCGCCUCCGAAACCAGACGGCGACCCAUGGUCACUACUUCUAGACCCGUUGUUGAAGGCGGACAAGGAGCGUUGUGACGCAUGGAGAGAUGAGGUUCAGAAUUUACUCAUAUUUGUAAGUAUCUACGGUACCAGCGCACUAUCCGUUAUUGAGGUGUUCCAGGCCGGCCUCUUCUCUGCCGUGGUAACGGCAUUCGUCGUUGAGUCGUACAAAAAUCUCCAACCUGACCGAAAUGAUGCAGUUAUUUCUCUCCUCUCUGGAAUUGCAACCCGCUUGGAUUCCACUCCAGGGUCAGACGUCGUUUCUUAUCCCCAAGCCAGUCAACAGUUCUCCCCAGAAACGUCAGCUAUCAGAAUCAAUACAGUUUGGUUCAUCAGCCUCGUUCUCAGUUUGACCACCGUGUUGAUUGGUACAAUUUCCCUCCAGUGGUUGCGAGAACAUCAAUCAUUUGCGGAACUCUCACCACGUGAAAAGUAUGCGGUAUAUCAUAUGCGGUACCAAUCCCUGAUAGUAUGGCACGUUGACAAGAUCUUUGCAACACUACCUCUCCUUCUGCAGUGCUCUUUGGUCUUAUUCCUAAUAGGGAUCAUCGAUUUCCUUCACUCGAUAACGGCCGGAAAUUGGACUGUCACUAUCCCUGUCACUAUUGUGGUUGGAUUCACAUUCUUAUUCUUGAUCGCCACCGCAAUGUUACCAAGUUUGCAAGCUUUAUCUCUAUAUUUUGAUUUUUCGACUGGACAUCGACGUCCUGGAAGAGGCCAGGUGAUACCGCCUAGCCCAUGCCCAUACAAAUCACCCCAAUCCCGUGCUGUUCGCUCUCUCUCUCGCCCUCUCAUGAACCUUCUUGAUGAUCAUUUGGACAGCAUGCGGAGAUUUUUUCACAGAAUUAAACACCUCCUGCGACACCCACUCUCUCGUUUACCAGACGCACCAUUGACACCCCACCGUUUUACCCAGUAUCUUUACUAUGCGGCUCUGGACACUCAAUGGAUGGAUUACGACAUAAGUUGGCUUGCAAUUCGCGAUGGAUUUAUGCGACGCGCCUUUGGGAAAUCACAUUGGCGCGACGUAGUUGGCCUAAGAGAAGAUGAGGUGCUUCCUUUGUAUGACAUUGUUCAUGGUCUAGAUACGCAAAGUUACCAAAAGCAAUCGGCAGCUGCGGCUUACCAUUGCUUUUCCGAAAUAUCUGAAAUGACCUUACAGCCUUUACGCAAGAUUGCUAAUGCAUAUGGGUCAUUUGAAGAUCAGUGCCGCGAAAGUGGUUAUCUCCACAAUAUUCUGGAACCUACCUCUGGCAGUGCAUUUCUGCCGGAUAGAUUUCCAUUCGUUCAAUACUUGGGCUCAAAUAAGAUUACCAGGAAAUCACUUUGCGAUAUUCUACAUCAAGAUAACAUGUAUCUUUUCCUACACACUCAUAGCUUUGGUGAUCUCCCUCUUUUGUCUACUCAUAGGAAAGAACUUUCUUUAAGACUCUCCGCAUAUUUUUACCGGGCAAACUAUGCUAUGCAACUUUCGGAUCUGAACGUCGCAUUUCCAGAAUGCCUCACCUUCACCCCAUUUGAGGUACUUCUCGACCCCGACCUCAACCGAGACCAAUUCAAUGGUGCGACGUACUUUGAUAAACUCAUUGCUGCACUAUUUUAA
This is a messenger RNA of Psilocybe cubensis, 1755 nucleotides long. RefSeq lists its product as uncharacterized. The transcript has 2 exons. The record is from RefSeq and is a predicted model, not a curated record. The coding region runs from base 1 to 1755 and encodes 584 amino acids. Lineage: Eukaryota; Fungi; Basidiomycota; Agaricomycetes; Agaricales; Agrocybaceae.